Vigna unguiculata (cowpea) is the source of this 2324-nucleotide messenger RNA. RefSeq names its product Phototropic-responsive NPH3 family protein. Lineage: Eukaryota; Viridiplantae; Streptophyta; Magnoliopsida; Fabales; Fabaceae. Gene Ontology annotation, molecular function: protein binding. The record is from RefSeq and is a predicted model, not a curated record.
UUGGAUUUCUAAGUUCCACUCGUGUGCAUGUUGACUUUGACUGCACCAAGCUGAAUAAUAUAGUACAUUCUUGCAAGAAUGUGUUCGAGACAAACUCCUCAAAUCUCACUUUCAUUCAUCUCCACUGCUUUUAUUUCCUUAACAUCUCAACGCUGCUGCUGCUCCAGUUCCUCAACAGAUAAUUUAAGGAUUCACAAUCAGAUGUUUUUGUGUAGUUUUUGUCAGUAACAUGGAGGUUGUGAGUCCAAAAGAUUGUUCUGUUUCUUCAAGUCCUUUCUCUUCUCCUAACAUUGGAGCCUUGCUCAAGAUCAAGGUCAUCACAUGGAGCCAACAGACCGGUUUACCUGUUUCUGUCCGUGUUCGAGUUAAAGACAAGAUCUUCAACCUGCAUAAAUUUCCUUUGACUUCGAAGAGUGGAUACUUCAAGAAGCAUUUGACCGAUACAUCUGAGGUUGAGCUUCCGGAAACAUUCCCUGGAGGACCAGAAACCUUUGAGAUGAUAGCCAUGUUCAUUUAUGGAUCCUCAACAUUGAUCGACCCUUUUAAUGUUGUGGCACUGAGGUGUGCAGCAGAGUUUCUUGAAAUGACAGAAGAUCAUUGUUCGGGCAACCUUUGUGAAAGGUUUGAUCUUUAUCUCAAUCAAGUGGUGUUGCAGAGUUGGGAUGACACCCUCAUUGCGCUUCAGAGGUGCCAGAUGCUGCUUCCUUGGUCUGAAUAUCUGUUAAUAGUGAGUCGCUGCAUUGAAUCUCUUGCCUUCAUGGCAUGCAUGGAGGUGCUUGAUCCAGAAAGAAGAAGAGACACCCCAGUUGUGACAGUGGAGGAGUUGGCUUCACAAGCUUGGAGCUGUGAAAUAAUGAAGGAUGUUGUGAGCCAAGACCUGUGGAUGAGGGAUCUCAUUGCUCUACCCUUUGACUUUUUCAAAAGGGUUAUAGGAUCUUUGAGGAAACAGGGAAUGAAGGAGAAGUAUGUGAGUCCAAUCAUUGUUUUCUAUGCAAAUAAAUGGGUGCUCUCUAAAAAGGCACGCCAAUUUUGGGAGAGUUCCUGUGAUGAGAUUGAGGAAGGUGGCGUGAAUAGCAAACCUUCAGUGAUUCUACAAGGUGUUGUUGAUCUUCUUCCGGUGGGUGAUAAGGCUAGGAAAGUGAUUCCAGUGGGGUUUUAUUUUGCUUUGCUUUCUAGGUCUCUUGAGUUGGGUUUGAGAACUGAAAGCAAGGCCAAGUUACAAGAACAGAUUACAUCACUUCUGCAUUUCUCCCAAGUGGAGGAUUUUCUUGUUCCUGAAAGUGGAGCUGAGUUAAAGUCCUCUAGCAUGGAGUUGGAGACUAUGGAAAGCAUAAUUUCAGCAUAUGUAGCAUCUAACUCAAAUGUAAACCAUGCCCCAGAAGCUAGCAAUUUCAGGGUUGCAGAACUGUGGGAUGCAUAUCUGUUCAAUGUUGCAGCAGAUCCAGAUAUGGAACCAAAGAGAUUCAUGGAACUCAUCGAAAGGGUGCCAUCAUCUUAUAGACAGAAUCAUUACCCACUUUACAAAACAACCAACAGCUUUCUCAAGACACAUCAGGGUAUAUCCGAAGAUGAUAAGGGAGCAGUGUGCAAGUAUCUAGACUGUCAAAGGUUAUCACAAGAGGCGUGCAUUGAAGCUGUUCAAAACGAGUUGAUGCCUCUACGUCUAAUUGUUCAAGCACUUUUUCUUCAACAACUGAACACACACAAAGCCUUCAAAGAAUGCUCAGAUUCAUUUAGAUAUGCACAAUGUGGAGACAUGUCAGGAAGCUUAUCAAGUUCUAGGUGUCCAUAUUCUGCAAGUCAGAACCCAGUAGAGAGUCCAUACACUGAUAAACCUGAGCUCAGUAGCAGGCCCUUGAGCUUCCUGCUGCAGAAAGACAAUGUGAUGCAGAAUUUCAAGUUUUCAACCACUGAAUAUGAGUCCACAAGCUUCAGGAUUCAAAGUCUAGAACAAGAACUCAUGUCCUUGAAAAAAAGCCUUCAAUUGCACAACAUUGUGGCAAAAGCAGAACCAAAUUUGGCAAAAAGCCAGAAGAUAAAGCCGUGUGGAUUAGAAACUCGAUCACUGAGCAAAAGGAGGAACCCCAUUGGACAAGCGACUAGUUGCAUCAGUUCUGUAAAUUUUGCUUCACAAAGAAGGUAUGCCAGCAGGUUGCUCAAGAUCUUUCACCGCAUAACUUUGUUUGGAAGUAGAAAACUGAAGAGAAAACCGGGAACUCCUAGUCAAUUGUCCAAGUAAAUGUAGCAUGUGCACUUUACUGUUCAUGUCUUUGAAUGUGGAUAAGAAAAAACAAUGAAGAGUUGGAUACAUACUCGAUUCUCUU